Aspergillus candidus is the source of this 939-nucleotide messenger RNA. Its product is annotated as E3 ubiquitin-protein ligase MARCH. Lineage: Eukaryota; Fungi; Ascomycota; Eurotiomycetes; Eurotiales; Aspergillaceae. Gene Ontology annotation, molecular function: zinc ion binding. The transcript has 2 exons. The coding region runs from base 1 to 939 and encodes 312 amino acids. The record is from RefSeq and is a predicted model, not a curated record.
AUGGACGCGCUCAAUGAGCCACCCUGGCAGGGCUUCCCAGCUAGUCAGGAGUCCGAGUCCCCAGACACUCACAAUCGCAGCCACGCGUCCGAGUCUGCCGGAGAGCCCGCGCAGGAGACUCCCAAAAAGCAUUAUCCCCCUCGGGUCUGCCGGAUCUGUCUCGAGACGGUCCUCCCUACCCUCCUGCCUACGUCCGAACACAUCCCGGACUUCCUCCAGUCCGGCCCGCGAGUCGUCUACGAGUCGUCGGACCCGGAAUCCGGCCGGUUGGUGCGCCCGUGCAAGUGCAAGGGAUCCUCGCGUUAUGUCCACGAAGGAUGCCUGCAGGCCUGGCGCCAUGCGGACCCGGAUUACAGCAAGAGGAAUUUCUGGCAGUGUCCGACGUGCGGGUUCCAAUACCGGCUGGAGCGGCUCACCUGGGCGCGCUGGAUCAGUAGUACCUUUACGCAGCUGGGCUUGACGGUGGCCAUCUUGAUGUUGACUGUGUUUUUGCUUGGUUUUGUUGCUGACCCGAUCAUCAAUCUUUACGUGGAUCCGAUGGAGACCCUGUAUUACUCGGAUUUCUGGGAGCCCAGUGUGCCCGACUCGCUGGCCCCGGAGACGGGAUCCUCCUGGUUGGAACACUUUUUCAAAGGCCUGGCGUCGUUGGGGGUGCUGUCGGUCGUCAAGGCCAUCUUCGCCCUGUCUCCAUGGCAAUGGUGGUACACGCGGUCGUCGGUCCUGCUCAACGGCGGUCGGAACACCGGUCGGAAUCGUACCGCGUCCAUCAGUUGGGUGGUCAUCUUUUUCGGGGUGAUGACCUUUCUCUGGGCGGUGUACAAAGGUGUCCGCAGCUGGUGCCGACGUACGCUGGAGAAAGCGGGCGAACGCGUCAUGGACGUACCGUUGGCGGAUGAUGAGGAGGAAGAAGAACCCGCCGAACGUAGGAAAGACCAGUAG